AUGAUAAUCAUCAGGCGCAUGCCCAAAGUAAAGCUCCUCGGAACAACAUUUUUUUUAAGCAAACCUACCCACUUCAAGUCCACUUAUUUUAUUGGCUCCUCGUCGCAUAGCCGCUGCUCCUACUGCACACGCAGAAAGGAAGAGGACGAGAGAGUAGCACCCAAACAAGAGGCAACUCACCAAAAGAAACAAAACUCGGAACACAAAACAAACGACAGAGAUGGCGACAUGUGGAGCUUUCUAGCCUUUGAAAAAAACAUCACAUUUUUUUCGGUCAAUUUUUAUAUUCUUCUUGCUGCUGUCCUGGCUUUGCAUUUUUACAACAAGGCGAACGAAGGUAACGGCAACAGUGAAGUGGAAGAAGCCAAGGAGCGAGAGCGCAAGAAUUUGCUCGAAAUGGAAAGGAAAAGAAAAAAAUUGGAAAACUGA
Molecule: messenger RNA, 429 nt
Organism: Plasmodium knowlesi strain H
Lineage: Eukaryota; Apicomplexa; Aconoidasida; Haemosporida; Plasmodiidae
Product: conserved Plasmodium protein, unknown function
Exons: 1
Coding region: 1-429 (142 amino acids)
Source: RefSeq, a predicted model, not a curated record